AUGAGAUUGAAAGGUAACGAGUUAUUUGAACGGAAGGUCCACGAUUUUGAUGCACAUGAAUUCAUUUGGCAAAGAUACACAAUGGCCAUAGCCCUUGCCCCAACCAAGUCUGAAGAGCUAGCAAUAGCUUGUACCAACAGAUCAGCUCUACUCUUACACUUGUUGAAUAUCACUGAUUCUAAUCUAUCAAAAGCCAAAUGGCUAUGCCGUAAGGCCAAGUGCUUUCAUGCCCCUGAUGACUUGCCAAGUGCUCACAAGUUGAUGCAAGAAGCUAAGGGUCACAUUGAACUCAUCACCCACAAGAACAAAGAUCACACCAAAGUGCUGACUCUGAUUGAAUUGACUGAGAAAUUAAUCAGCAAAAAAUAUUCUAACCCAAGUGAAAAAUUUAACGAUCCCAAGAUGCCAGAGCUUAACAUUGAAACAGAAGACUUUAGUAACGUCACAGACAAGUACAGUCCAAAACUAGGAAGACACCUUGUCACAACUCGUGACAUUGCCCCUGGGGAAGUGAUAUAUGUCGAAGAACUAUACUCGGUAUCUAUUUUACAUUCCAAAAAAGCAUAUCCCUUCUGCAGUCAUUGUCAUGCUGCAUGUUUGACAACAAUACCAUGUGAUUUGUGUUCAUCAGUUAUGUUUUGCUCUGAAAAAUGUAAGACCGACGCUUGGAAUGAAUACCACGACAUUGAGUGCUAUACUUUAGCGGAUUACAUGAAGGGAAAUAGUACAGAUAAAAAUCCUACAGAAAAAGUCAUUAUUGAUGGAAAUCUAAAAAUGAACAAAUUCUUAAAACUAUGCCAAUUGGUUGCAACUGAAUCAUCUUUUACUUUAGACAAUUAUUCAGACAUAGCCUUGCACACUUUGAUUUCUUUGGCUUUGAACACUACGUUUUUUGGGAAAAAAUUUAAUGCUAAAGAAUGUAAAAUUUUGUCCAGUAACAAGGAUAUUGUGUUUUUGGGAUCACUCAUUUACAGGAUUACUACAUUUGUUGCCAAUGGAAUCGAAAUUUCGAAUAUACGGGAUUUAAUGAGAAGACGAACUGGCCGUAAUUUUACCAUUGGUGCCGCAAUACCAAGUGUGUUUACUUGUUUUGUUAAACAUAGCUGUGAUCCAAAUGCCAGCAAAAUCUUUAAUCAAGCUAGUACUUUAGCCGUCUAUGCUUUGAGACCAAUAAAACAGGGUGAAAAGAUACUCGCGGCUUAUGUCGAUAAUUAUAGAAUACAGGAUAAAUUUUCGAGACAGAUGUAUUUAUUAGAAUAUCACCAAUUUACAUGUAACUGUCGAGCUUGUAAAGAAAAUUGGCCUCCUCUACUGAAUACAACUGACUCCAUAAUGAUGAUGAAACCAAAAAACUACGAAAAGAAGCUGUUUAAAACGCCACUAGAACUAGAGUUGUACAGAAAACAUGAGCCAGUGAUUGCAAAAAACUAUCAACCUAUUUACAAUUUUGUGUGCACUCAGAAAAUGUUGUCGGAUUUGGCACGAUCAAUAGAAACUGCUCUUAAAGAAAUACCCCAACCUUCAGCUGUAACCUGCUUCUUGCUUGCAGCAUUAAACUUAGUUAGUAGUCACUUGUAUUCGUAUGUAUAUCCAAUAUCUGAUAACUGCGUAACAAAUAAGUUUUCUUUGCCUCACUAA
This is a messenger RNA of Copidosoma floridanum, 1638 nucleotides long. RefSeq lists its product as uncharacterized. Lineage: Eukaryota; Metazoa; Arthropoda; Insecta; Hymenoptera; Encyrtidae. Gene Ontology annotation, molecular function: histone deacetylase binding. The record is from RefSeq and is a predicted model, not a curated record. Gene Ontology annotation, cellular component: nucleus; cytoplasm.